Linum tenue is the source of this 1221-nucleotide messenger RNA. The record is from the annotation of a GenBank genome assembly. Lineage: Eukaryota; Viridiplantae; Streptophyta; Magnoliopsida; Malpighiales; Linaceae.
AUGGAGUCUCCACAUAAACCGAAAGCUCUGUCAACAAACCUCUUCUUCCUCUUCCUUCUCCUCUCCACCAACCUCAUCACUCUCUUCCUCUCCGCCACCUUCUACUCAUCCUCCUCCUGCUCCCUCUCCUCCGCCGCCAUCACUCUCAUCCCUUCCUCCGGUAGAGACUCAUCUUCAACCCCGCCACAACCGCUUCGCACCACCCAAUCAAUCGCUUCCACCGAUGAGGAGGAAGAUCUUCCGGCGGAGUUCAUCGCCUUCACCUCCGGCCAGGUCCUGCCCUUCGGCUUCAACACCAACUUCGACUCGGACAAGAUCUACCCGCCGGUGGGGAGCUCGUGCAGCCGGUUCCCGGAGGAGCUCCGGCGGUUCAUGUCGUACGAAGUCAACGGGUCGUGCCCCGACGACGAGCUGCUCGCCCAGAAGCUGCUCCUGAAAGGGUGCGAGCCGCUGCCACGGCGGAGGUGCCGCCCCGCCACCCAGAACCACUGCGUGGAGCCGUACCCGCUGCCGGAGUCGCAGUGGAAGACUCCGCCCGACUCCUCCGUCGUCUGGACGGCCUACACUUGCAAAAACUACCAGUGUCUCAUAGACAGGUACAUAAAGCAAAAGGGGUUCGACGAUUGCAAGGACUGCUUCGACCUGAACGGCCGGGAGAGGAGCCGGUGGUCGUCCAGCAAGACCGCCCCGGCCGGCAGCCUCGACUUCACCAUCGACGAGGUCCUCUCCCUCCGCGCCCCGGGCACCGUCCGGAUCGGCCUCGACAUCGGCGGCGGCGUGGCCACGUUCGCCGUCCGGAUGAAGGAGCGCAACGUGACCGUCGUCACCACGUCCAUGAACCUCAACGGGCCCUUCAACAACUUCAUCGCGUCGCGCGGGGUGAUCCCCAUGUACGUCAGCAUCUCGCAGCGGCUUCCUUUCUUCGACAACACCAUGGACAUCGUCCACUCCAUGCACGUGCUCAGCAACUGGAUCCCCACCACGCUGCUCCACUUCCUCGUCUUCGACGUCUACCGGGUGCUCCGGCCCGGCGGGAUCUUCUGGCUCGACCACUUCUUCUGCGUCGGGGACGAGCUCAGGGACGUGUACGGCCCGCUCAUCCGCAGCGUUGGGUUCAGGAAGGUGAAGUGGGUGGUUGGGAGGAAGCUUGACCGCGGGGAGGAGCUCAGGGAGAUGUACCUCUCUGCUCUGCUUGAGAAGCCCUUGGACAACUCUUGGUGA